This is a messenger RNA of Lynx canadensis (Canada lynx), 6016 nucleotides long. It is a transcript of the gene ADGRL2, whose product is annotated as adhesion G protein-coupled receptor L2. The record is from RefSeq and is a predicted model, not a curated record. Gene Ontology annotation, molecular function: G protein-coupled receptor activity; carbohydrate binding. Gene Ontology annotation, cellular component: neuron projection; membrane. NCBI's taxonomy places the organism in Eukaryota, Metazoa, Chordata, Mammalia, Carnivora, Felidae. Gene Ontology annotation, biological process: cell surface receptor signaling pathway; brain development; adenylate cyclase-activating G protein-coupled receptor signaling pathway.
GAAUAUAGUAAGGAGGAGAGUGUGUAAGGGGAAACCUAAAACAGAUUCUGAAAAAAAUACAUAAUGGAAGGGAUAUUUAUGGAAGGGAUAUAGAGUGGAUUUGCAUUUUGCGAAUCAAAUCAGUUUUUCUUUUUCUUUUUAUACUGAAUUAAUGAAAAUAAAUUUAUUUUUUCAGAAGUAAAUACUUCCUGACUUAAGUUUUAGAAUUAUUCUAAAUAAGAAGAGAAUGUAGAAGUUAACUGCGUUUAUUUGAGAUUCAUCUUUUAUCUUUCAAUGGAAGUCAAUCCUGAAAUACCACCUUUGAUUGUUUACUUUGGGAUCAGAAGAUGCAUCAGAUAAACGUGUUGAACAGCUUUGUUUUGGGUGGUGUAUCAUUUCAGGCUUGUGCUGCGUAAGCAAGAUAUGACGAUCAAUGAUGCAGACUGCUGGGUUCGAUGAAGCUGGGCAUUUAUAACUAGAUUCAUUAAGGAAUACAAAGAAAAUAUUUAAAGGGAUCAAUAAUGGUGUCUUCUGGUUGCAGAAUGCGAAGUCUGUGGUUUGUCAUUAUAAUCAGCUUCUUACCGAAUACAGAAGGUUUCAGCAGAGCAGCUUUACCAUUCGGGUUAGUUAGGCGAGAAUUAUCCUGUGAAGGUUAUUCUAUAGAUCUGCGAUGUCCAGGCAGCGAUGUGAUCAUGAUUGAGAGCGCUAACUAUGGUCGGACAGAUGACAAGAUUUGUGAUGCUGACCCAUUUCAGAUGGAGAAUACAGAUUGCUACCUCCCAGAUGCCUUCAAAAUUAUGACUCAAAGGUGCAACAAUAGAACACAGUGUAUAGUAGUUACUGGGUCAGAUGUAUUUCCUGAUCCAUGUCCUGGAACAUACAAAUAUCUUGAAGUCCAAUAUGAAUGUGUCCCUUACAUUUUUGUGUGCCCUGGGACCUUGAAAGCAAUUGUGGAUUCACCAUGUAUAUAUGAAGCUGAACAAAAAGCAGGUGCUUGGUGCAAGGACCCUCUUCAGGCUGCAGAUAAAAUUUAUUUCAUGCCCUGGACUCCCUAUCGUACCGAUACUUUAAUAGAAUAUGCUUCUUUAGAAGAUUUCCAAAACAGUCGCCAAACAACAACAUAUAAACUUCCAAAUCGAGUAGAUGGUACUGGAUUUGUAGUAUAUGAUGGUGCUGUCUUCUUUAACAAAGAGAGAACAAGGAAUAUUGUGAAAUUUGACUUGAGGACUAGAAUUAAGAGUGGAGGCAUAAUUAACUAUGCCAACUAUCAUGAUACCUCACCAUAUAGAUGGGGAGAGACUGAUAUCGACCUAGCAGUUGAUGAAAAUGGCUUAUGGGUCAUUUAUGCCACUGAACAGAACAAUGGAAUGAUAGUUAUUAGCCAACUAAAUCCAUAUACUCUUCGAUUUGAAGCAACGUGGGAGACUGUGUAUGACAAACGUGCUGCAUCAAAUGCUUUUAUGAUCUGCGGAGUCCUCUAUGUGGUCAGGUCAGUUUAUCAAGACAAUGAGAGUGAAACAGGCAAGAAUGCAAUUGAUUACAUUUACAAUACCCGAUUAAACCGAGGAGAGUAUGUAGAUGUUCCUUUCCCCAACCAAUACCAGUAUAUUGCUGCAGUGGAUUACAAUCCUAGAGAUAACCAACUCUACGUGUGGAACAAUAACUUCAUUUUACGAAAUUCUCUGGAGUUUGGUCCACCGGAUCCUGCCCAAGUGCCUACCACAGCUGUGACAAUAACUUCUUCAGCUGAGCUGUUCAAAACCACAGUACCAACCACAAGCACUGCUUCACAGAAAGGCCCCAUGAGCACAACCGUAGCCGGAUCACAGGAAGGAAGCAAGGGGACAAAACCACCUCCAGCAGUUUCUACAACCAAAAUUCCUCCUGUAACAAAUAUUUUUCCCCUGCCAGAGAGAUUCUGCGAGGCAUUAGACGCGAGGGGGAUAAAGUGGCCUCAGACUCAAAGGGGAAUGAUGGUUGAACGACCGUGUCCCAAGGGAACAAGAGGAACUGCCUCCUAUCUCUGCAUGGUUUCCACUGGAACAUGGAACCCUAAGGGCCCCGAUCUUAGCAACUGUACCUCACACUGGGUAAAUCAGCUGGCUCAGAAGAUCAGAAGUGGAGAAAACGCUGCUAGUCUUGCCAAUGAACUGGCGAAACAUACCAAAGGGCCAGUGUUUGCUGGAGAUGUGAGUUCUUCGGUGAGAUUGAUGGAGCAGUUGGUGGACAUUCUUGAUGCACAGCUGCAGGAACUGAAACCUAGUGAAAAGGAUUCCGCUGGACGGAGUUAUAACAAGCUCCAAAAACGAGAGAAGACAUGCAGGGCUUACCUUAAGGCAAUUGUCGACACAGUGGACAAUCUUCUGAGACCUGAAGCUUUGGAAUCCUGGAAACACAUGAAUUCUUCUGAACAAGCGCACACAGCAACGAUGUUGCUCGAUACAUUGGAAGAAGGCGCCUUUGUCCUGGCUGACAAUCUUGUAGAACCAACCAGGGUCUCAAUGCCCACAGAAAAUAUAGUUCUGGAAGUGGCAGUGCUCAGUACAGAAGGACAGGUCCAAGACUUUAAAUUUCCUCUGGGCAUCAAAGGAGCAGGCAGUUCAAUCCAACUUUCUGCAAAUACUGUCAAACAGAACAGCAGGAACGGGCUUGCGAAGUUGGUGUUCAUCAUUUACCGGAGUUUGGGACAGUUUCUAAGUACAGAGAACGCAACCAUAAAACUGGGGGCUGACUUUAUUGGUCGGAAUAGCACCAUUGCAGUGAAUUCCCACGUCAUUUCAGUUUCAAUUAAUAAAGAAUCCAGCAGAGUAUACUUGACAGAUCCUGUGCUUUUUACCCUGCCACACAUUGAUCCUGACAAUUAUUUCAAUGCAAACUGCUCCUUCUGGAACUACUCAGAAAGAACUAUGAUGGGAUAUUGGUCUACCCAGGGCUGCAAGCUGGUUGACACUAAUAAAACUCGUACGACGUGUGCAUGCAGCCACCUAACCAAUUUUGCAAUUCUCAUGGCCCACAGGGAAAUUGCAUACAAAGAUGGAGUUCACGAAUUACUCCUUACCGUCAUCACCUGGGUGGGAAUUGUCAUUUCCCUUGUUUGCCUGGCUAUAUGCAUCUUCACCUUCUGCUUUUUCCGUGGCCUACAGAGUGACCGCAAUACUAUUCACAAGAACCUUUGUAUCAACCUUUUCAUUGCGGAAUUUAUUUUCCUAAUAGGCAUUGACAAGACGAAGUACAUGAUUGCUUGUCCAAUAUUUGCAGGACUACUACACUUUUUCUUUUUGGCCGCUUUUGCUUGGAUGUGCCUAGAAGGUGUACAGCUCUACCUAAUGUUAGUUGAAGUUUUUGAAAGUGAAUAUUCAAGGAAGAAAUAUUAUUAUGUUGCUGGUUACUUGUUUCCUGCCACAGUGGUUGGGGUUUCAGCUGCUAUUGACUAUAAGAGCUAUGGAACAGAAAAAGCUUGCUGGCUUCAUGUUGAUAACUAUUUUAUAUGGAGUUUCAUUGGACCAGUUACCUUCAUUAUUCUGCUAAAUAUUAUCUUCCUGGUGAUCACAUUAUGCAAAAUGGUGAAGCACUCAAACACUUUGAAACCAGAUUCUAGCAGGUUGGAAAACAUUAAGUCUUGGGUGCUUGGCGCUUUUGCUCUUCUGUGUCUUCUUGGCCUAACCUGGUCAUUUGGGUUGCUUUUUAUUAAUGAGGAGACUAUUGUGAUGGCAUAUCUCUUCACCAUCUUUAAUGCUUUCCAGGGAGUGUUCAUUUUCAUCUUUCACUGUGCUCUCCAAAAGAAAGUACGCAAAGAAUACGGCAAGUGCUUCAGACACUCCUAUUGCUGCGGCGGCCUCCCAACUGAGAGCCCCCACAGUUCAGUGAAGGCAUACACCAGAACCAGCGCUCGCUACUCCUCUGGCACACAGAGUCGUAUAAGAAGGAUGUGGAAUGACACUGUGAGAAAACAGUCUGAAUCUUCUUUUAUCUCAGGUGACAUCAAUAGCACGUCAACACUUAAUCAAGGACAUUCACUGAACAAUGCCAGGGAUACAAGUGCCAUGGAUACUCUACCGCUAAAUGGUAAUUUUAACAACAGCUACUCACUGCGCAAGGGGGACUAUAACGACAGCGUGCAAGUCGUGGACUGUGGACUAAGUCUGAAUGAUACUGCUUUUGAGAAGAUGAUCAUUUCAGAAUUAGUGCACAACAACCUUCGGGGCGGCGGCAAGACUCACAACCUCGAGCUCGCGCUACCAGUCAAGCCCGUGAUUGGAGGCAGCAGCAGCGAAGAUGACGCCAUCGUGGCCGACGCUUCGUCUUUCAUGCACAGCGACAACCCGGGGCUGGAGCUCCAUCACAAAGAGCUCGAGGCGCCGCUCAUUCCUCAGCGGACUCACUCCCUUCUGUACCAGCCCCAGAAGAAGGUGAAGCCCCAGGGGACUGACAGCUACGUCUCCCAGCUGACGGCCGAGGCGGAGGACCACCUGCAGUCCCCCAACAGAGACUCUCUCUACACAAGCAUGCCCAAUCUUAGAGACUCUCCCUAUCAAGAGAGCAGCCCCGACGUGGAAGAAGACCUCUCUCCCUCCAGGAGGAGUGAGAACGAGGACAUUUACUACAAAAGCAUGCCAAAUCUUGGAGCUGGCCAUCAGCUUCAGAUGUGUUAUCAGAUCAGCAGGGGCAACAGCGAUGGUUACAUCAUCCCCAUUAACAAGGAAGGGUGUAUCCCUGAAGGAGACGUGAGAGAAGGACAAAUGCAGCUGGUGACAAGUCUUUAACAGUGCAGCUGCGGAAUCCCAGGGGCCACGCGCAAGUAUUCGUGAAGACUCCGCUGGCCCAGCGCAGCUCCCUCGGCCUCCGCCUGAAGAGAUGGCCCUGUUGACCUGUGGUUCUCCAGUGUAAAAAGAGGACUGAACCUUGAAGUUCUGUGAAUUUUAUAAAACGUACAAAACUUUGUAUAUACACAGAGUAUACUAAAAUGAUUAUUUGUUACAAAGAAAAGAGAUGCCAACCAGGUAUUUUAAGAUUCUGCUGCUGUUUAGAGAAAUUGUGAAGCAAGCAAAGCAAAACUUUCCAGCCAUUUUACUGCAGCAGUCUGUGAACUAAAUUUGUAAAUACAGCUGCACCAUUUUGUAGGGCCUGCAUUGUAUUAUAUACAAGACGUAGGCUUUAAAAUCCUGUGGGACAAAUUUACUGUACCUUACUGUUCUGACAAGACUUGGAAAAGCAGGAGAGAGAUUCUGCGUCCGUUUGCGGUUCACUGCAAAUCUUUUACAUUAAGGCAAAGAUUGAAAACAUGUUUAACACUAGCAAUCAAGCCACAGGCCUUAUUUCAUAUGCUUUCCUCAACUGUACAAUGAACUAUUCUCAUGAAAAAUGGCUAAAGAAAUUAUAUUUUGUUCUAUUGCUAGGGUAAAAUAAAUACAUUUGUGUCCAACUGAAAUAUAAUUGUCAUUAAAUAAUUUUAAAGAGUUUGAAGAAAAUAUUGUGGAAAGCUCUUGGUUGCACAUAUGUUAUGAAAUGUUUUUUCUUACACUUUGUCAUGGUAAGUUCUACCCAUUUUCACUUAUUUUCCACUGUACACAGUGUUCUGCUUUGACAAGUUCGUCUUUAUUCUUACAUUUAAAUUUCUUAUUGCCAAAAGAGCGUGUUCUGUGGGGGGAAAAAACUCUUUGAAGCCAGUUACGCCAUGCCUUGCACAAAUGUGGUGAAAUCUAGAAAAGAGUGUGUGUUCCCCCUCUGUUUAUUCUUGAACAGAGGGCAAUGAGGGCACUGGGCACUUCUCACAAACUUCCUAGUGAACAAAAGGUGCCUAUUCUUUUUUAAAAAAGAAAAUAAAACCUAAAUAUUACUCUUCCAUAUUCCUUCUGCCUAUAUUUAGUAAUUAAUUUAUUUUAUGAUAAAGUUCUAAUGAAAUGUAAAUUGUUUCAGCAAAAUUCUGCUUUUCUUUUCAUCCCUUUGUGUAAACCUGUUAAUAAUGAGCCCAUCACUAAUAUCCAGUGUAAAGUUUAACACGGUUUGACAGUAAAUAAAUGUGAAUUUUUUUCAAGUA